UCAGAGAGCCCUCUACAGGGACGUCAUGCAGGAGAACUACGAGGCGGUGACCUCGCUGGGGUUUCCCAGUCCCAAACCUGAGCUGAUCGCCCGGCUGGAACGAGGGGAAGAGGCCUGGGUGCCCGACCUCCAGGCCGGGGAGGAAAGAGAGAUCCUGAGAGGCACCCGCACAGGUGAUGAGAGUGCGAAUGAGAAACAGGAGGAGAAUCAACAGAAGGAAGAUCAUGGGGUAUAUGAACCUGAGGGAGUCUUUGUGGGAAGAGCUGAAGGGAAUGUUUCCCAGUGCUUGGAACAGGGAGAAGCCUGGGGGAAUUGGCUCAGGUCGGAGAGGCUGCUGGGAAACCACCCAAGUGAGCCUAUGGCUGAGUCUAUUAAAUGUGGGGAAGGACACAAGCAUCCCGCAGCCCAGCAGACAAACCCCAAAGAAGAGAAGCAUCAUGAAUGUCUCGGUUAUGGGAAAAGAUUCAUUCUGAGACCACAGCUGGUUAUUAAUCAGACAAUGAGUACUGGAGAGAAACCAUUUCAGUGCUUGGACUGUGGGGAAAACUUCGGUGACCGUUCAGAUCUUAGUAACAAUGGAAGAAGUUACAUGGUACAGAAACCGUAUCAAUGCCUGGAGGGCAAGAACUGUUUGGAUUGGAAGUCAGCACAUGAGAGAAGCCACUCACGCGAGAGACCCCACAAGUGCUUAGACUGUGGGAAAUGUUUCAUACAGAGGUCACACUUGGUUUCACAUCAGGCCAUCCACACAGGAGAGAGACCCCAUAAAUGCUUAGACUGUGGAAAAAGUUUUAUACGGAAGUCUGACCUUGUUAACCAUCAGGCCGUCCACACAGGAGAGAGACCCCAUAAAUGCCUUCACUGUGGGAAAACUUUCAAAUGGAGGUCAGCCUUUGUUUCACAUCAGGCAAUUCACACAGGAGAUAGACCCCAUCAGUGUUUAGCGUGUGGAAAAAAGUUCUUAUGGAGGUCAGCCCUUCUUUCGCAUCAGAAAAUCCACACAGGCGAGAGACCCCACAAGUGCUUAGACUGUGGUAAAAGUUUCAAAGGGAAGUCAGACCUUUUUUCACAUCAGAGAAUCCACAAAGGAGAGAGACCCCAUCAGUGCUCAGACUGUGGAAAAAAUUUUAUAUACAGGUCUGAGCUUGUUAAACACCAGGCAAUCCACACAGGAGACAGACCCCAUAAGUGUUCAGUCUGUGGGAAAAGGUUCAUACGGAGGUCAGCCCUUGUUUUACAUCAGGCAGUUCACACUGGGGAGAAACCCCAUAAGUGCUUAAAAUGCAGAAAAAGUUUCAUACGGAAGUCAGACCUUGUUAACCAUCAGGCAGUCCACACAGGGGAGAGACCCCAUAAGUGCUCAGUCUGUGGGAAAAGGUUCAUAGGCAGGCCACACCUUGCUUCACAUCAGGUAGUCCACACAGGGGAUAGAAUCCAUAAAUGUUUAGACUGUGGAAAAAGCUUUAUAAGAAGCUCUGAUCUCAUUAAACAUCAGGCCGUCCACACAGGAGAGAGACCUCAUAAGUGCUUAGAGUGUGGGAAAAGUUUCAAAUGGAGAUCAGCCCUUUUUUCACAUCAGGUCAUACACACAGGGGAGAGACCUCAUCAGUGCUCUGACUGUGGAAAAAGUUUUAUACGGAGGUCUGAUCUUGUUAGCCAUAAGGCUGUCCACACUGGAGAGAGACCCCAUACGUGCUUAGUUUGUGGGAAAAGUUUCAAAUGGAGGUCAGGCCUUUUUUCCCAUGAGAAAAUCCACACAGGAGAGAGGCCCCAUCAGUGCGUAGAUUGUGGGAAAAGUUUCAUAUGGAGGUCUAAACUUGUUAAACAUCAGGCCGUCCACACAGGAGAGAGACCCCAUAAGUGUUUUGACAGUGGAAAGAGUUUCAUAUGGAGCUCGAGUUUCUUAAACAUCAAGGAGAGCACACAGUAGAGAUUCCCCAUGUGUGACUGGACUUUGAGUAAUAUUUCAUGGAGAGGUCAGGCCUUCUUCAGCACCAGUCAAUUUUCACUUCAGCGGGACCCCGUCAGUGUUUCUGUUGCCAACGUGACACACAGAGAUCAUGUUAUCAAACAUGGAAGAAUUCAAACAAGGAUCUUAACUUCUGUGACACAUGGUCAAAGCGCGUUAUGAAACUUCCAAGCUAAUUAACCCCGAUUAUCCUUUAGAAACAUGUUAGAGCAGUGUGUAUUGGAAGCCACUGAAUGUUUGCUAGAUUAGAACUUUGAAAUGUAAAUUUGUAUUGCUAAAAAAUUGGAGGAAGAUAGUAGUGCUGUUGAUUAAUGACAUUUAAGUCACAUGAUCCACUUGAAAAAUUAAUCACCAUUAUAGAAAUUGAACUCAGUGAAUCACAUUGUUCCAUAAUAGAACAGCAAUUGAAAUGUAUUAAAUGUUUUUGGGUGUUUUCCUUUAUUUUCAAAUACAUGGAUUGCUGUUAUUGCAAAGAAUCGAAAAUGUACAGUGCUCACAUCAUAAUAUUUUAUUGCACUGGAAACAUUAUAAGCAAAAGAAAUAGUACUUUUCAAUUUACCUCACACAUACGGUAGUGUAAUCUCUGUGUCACAGAAGUAUAACUGUAACAUGUGGAUUAUUUUUGUUAUAUACCCUCAGGCUGCU
Molecule: messenger RNA, 2614 nt
Organism: Pelodiscus sinensis (Chinese soft-shelled turtle)
Lineage: Eukaryota; Metazoa; Chordata; Testudines; Trionychidae
Source: RefSeq, a predicted model, not a curated record